AUGUUUGAAACACAAGAGCCUUCCGAUACAACGGCAUCAUCAUCCACUCCUCUUGUGGCCACUUGUUCAUCAUCAUCAUCAACCACAUCAGCAACAACAACACAAUCCGAUAACUCUCUUUUAGGAGUACUUGCUCUAACAAGCGCGGUCGUUGAACAGUCGCAUCAACAAGAUGCACAAGCCUGCUUUGACCAAGAGCUUGGAUCAUCAUCGGUAACAAUUGCCAACAGUACACGAGCAACAACAAGUAGUAGCGGUACUGGAGAUUUAUCAUCCCAAACUUCAGAAGAAGCCUCACCUCUCCCCACCCAUCCACAACAACCUAUUAAAACCAUUGCUUCCGAUAAGUCUCUGUUGGACACAAUUUCAAAUAUUGUACCAGCGGUUCAUUUGACCAACUUGUCGACUCGAAAUAACAAUACGUCAAUCAUGGAGUUUGAAGAAUCUGAACCAGCUCAUUCACCAAGAAGAAGUACACGAAAGAAAACUCCAAAGAAACAUUUCAGUCCUGGACCAAUAGCGUCAUCAUCAACAACAGACGAAGGAAAUGAUGUCAUCAUGUAUUUACAUGACGACGGACAAGAUCCAUCGCAACAAGUAUCAUACUUGUUUGGCCCACCUUGGUCACAAGAAGAAUUAACAUCAUUUCUUGUUGCUUUUCAUCAAUAUAAGAAUGAUUGGGAAAGCAUUAAGGAAGUUCUGCCAAAUAGAACAACUGAAAUGAUUCAAGGAUUAUAUGAAGUUCAUAAGCGAUUUAUUGAACUCGAUUGUACAAUUGAUGUGAAAAAAUUACAAUUUUAUGAAAUCCAUCAAGAUUAUAUUCAUAAUAGUGUACCACAUCACGUCACAAGAGCUCAAAAAACAAAGAACUCAGCAAAGAAACGAACAAAUGAGUUUUCAGAGAAUACAUCACCAUCUAAAAAGAAACUUGGUUCACCAACAAGACAACGAUUUGCCAAAUCUCCAAAAAACUCCAAUUCAAAAACCAUUUCACUUUCCACUCCACCCACCACUACCUUAUUUCAAACCAACGUGAAAAGGAAGCAGAAAAUCAUCUUUGAACCAUUACCAGCUGAGUUUAUCGAAUCAAGCAUGAGUGGUUCAGCAUCAGGUGAAGCUGAAUCUGUAGCCACAACAUUUGGCUCAACUCAAAGCAGCAACAACUCUUCGACAAGUGGCAACAAUACUUCUCUCAUCCUUUGCUCGACUUUAUCACAAGAACAACAAGCACCACCUUCCUCUCCUACCACAAUUACUGUUGGGACUACUACUAGUAGCAACAGUAGUAGUGGUGGUAUGGCCUCCAAUGCUCCCAUCAAUCUUCAAUCUCCAUUAAGCCCAACAGCAACUAGUAGUGCUGAUUUAUCCUCUCUUGCAAUACUCUCUCCUGAUAGCAAAAAGAAUUAUGAAAAGAAUAAGAUGCUUCCUAUAAAGUUAAGAAAGAAAGGUACACAUGGUAAUCCUCUCCUGAAACAUGUUCAAUUGAUCAAUGGAGAUCAAAAUGACACGGAUUUGAUUGAGGCUGCUCAAAAUUCUGGUGUUAAAAUGUACAAAAUUCUUACGAGAAAAAAGACAAGAGCAUUUUGUGCUUCUGAAUGGUUUUAUCCAACCAUUGAUUUUGGGUUUUAUGACAAGAAUGAAUUUGUUGAAUGUUUAUCAAGUUUAGAUGAACCGUACAAGAAUAGAAAAAUUUUCAAAAAAUCAGAAUUGAAAGGUUUGCGUGUGGAAAUGUGUAAAAAGUUUGGAAAACCUCGAAGAUUAUCGCAAGCUUUUUUAAAACAAGAGAGAGCCAAAUUAGAAUUAUAUCGAGGAUUUGCAAGAGAUUAUUAUCAACGUUACAAACAAGUGUAUCAAGUUUCUCAAAAGUUAGUCAUGAGUAGUGCUCAUGAUAGCAGUGGUCACUCCAUGGUUGUGAAUCCUAAUGAAUCAUCCUCCAUGAUUACUCCAUUCACUCCACCUGCUGUGGUCAUGGAGCCUCACUUAACCAUGGAAUUAUCAUUUGUGGACCAAUUACCUUAUCCUUUUAAAAAGAAUGAACAAGUUCUUGUACUCAAUCCUGAAACACAACAUGUACAAUUGGCAACCAUUAUGGAUGACACUCCAAUUUCUAAAACAGAUUACAAGAUUAGAUUUAAUUACUCGAAAGAAGAACGUAUUGUACAAGACACGGACAUGAUGCAAAUUGGAACAGUUUCAUUGUUACCUGUUCAAAAGAGAGAACUCAUUCCACAACAACAACAACAACAUGCGUAUCUCAAUACGAGUUUCUCAUCUCUGAUGAUUCAAUCACAAUCAGCACACACAAGACCUCUUCACACUUUGUUACAAGAUCAUGGAUCCAUGAUACACCCUCAAACACCUCCAAGAAAACGAGAAGGUACCAAUAUUAGUUUUUUAUCUUCGGGAAAUGAUACUUUGAUGAACACGAGUUUACUUUCGUCGUCGUCACCGACACAACAUUCUCCAUUUCACUUUCCAACAUCGAAUAAUCUCUUCCAGAGUCCACCACAUCCAACCAGUGUAUCGAUGGGUGAUCAUGGUGGUAUGAUGGCCCAUACAGAGGUUGCCUUACAACAAACACCCAACAAGAAACCAUCCACCUCACAACUUGUCUCUCCAAACAGUCAUCAUCAGUUAUUUUCAAGUCCACUCCUUGGUGGCGCUAGUGCUGGUAUUGGCAGUGGUGCUAGUGCUGGUGAGGAACAUCAAGAUUUUAUCAUGAUGGCUGGAUCUCCUUCACAAGUACCAACCAUAACAUGUUCAAACUUACUUACCGUGAGUGGUGGUGGACAUACAAUCAUGUCAGCAUUAUCAUCUCCACCACUCAUUACUCCUGGAAUGAUUGAUUUGAAUCAUGCAUCCCCAGAAAUUAUUCGUAACAUUGCCAAGUGCAUUGUGUUGUUACGAAAAAAACAUGAACUUGUGAAAAGCUUUAAACAAAAGAAUGAUCGAGCUCGAAUGUUAUUACUCGUUGCACAUGGACAGGAACAACAGAAUUCUGUAUUUGACCGAGAUUUUUGUAUUGAUUAUACGAAAAUUGUUCUCGACUUGAAACAAGUGAACACUGAAUUAGAAACAUUAUUACCUCUCAUGAGAGCAUAUUGUUCAACACCAUCCUAUGCAACUACUAAUUAUCCCAUCAACAAGAUAUUUUCACAAUCCAUUUCCAAACAAGCCAGUAUCAUUUCAGAAAAGUUUGGAACCAAUCAAAUGUUUCAAGACAUCUUUGAACUCAAUCGAGAACAUGCUAAGGAAAUUGUUAAUACUAUAUCAAGUCAAAUUUUAAAACAAUUUCCAAUGGAAGGCUCUCGAUUGAAUAUUCCCUCUUCAUUUUCUCAAUCUGCAAUCAAUCAGAACUUUACUGAAAAGAUUUAUAAUUGCAUUGCUCUAUUACUUCAUUUAAGAAGCUGUUGUAUGAAUCCAGGAGUAUUCAAAGAUAGUGAAAUUGAUCUCUUCAUUGAGGCAGGAUUAAUGGCGUUACAGGAUCAACCCUCUGCCAAUGAUGGCGCUCUGAGAGAAAUUUUUGUAGCCCUCAAAGAUUAUUUUUUGAAACCACAACAACAACCUCAAUCAUCAUCAUCCCUCGGAGUGCAGCAACAGCCUCAAUCAUCAUCCUCUAUCGGAUCAAACUCUUCGUUGCUACUUGUACCACCAUCAUCAUCGAUCCAUCAUCAUCAUCAUACUCCACAACAUUUAUCAUCAACGCUGCCAUUGACCUAUCCAACCUAUGCACCACCACCUCAUUAUCACCAAUACCAUCAUUGA
Naegleria lovaniensis is the source of this 3765-nucleotide messenger RNA. RefSeq lists its product as uncharacterized. The transcript has a single exon. Gene Ontology annotation, cellular component: nucleoplasm; transcription repressor complex. The record is from RefSeq and is a predicted model, not a curated record. Gene Ontology annotation, molecular function: DNA binding. Gene Ontology annotation, biological process: regulation of transcription by RNA polymerase II; regulation of cell cycle; DNA-templated transcription. Lineage: Eukaryota; Heterolobosea; Eutetramitea; Acrasida; Naegleriidae. The coding region runs from base 1 to 3765 and encodes 1254 amino acids.